Molecule: messenger RNA, 885 nt
Organism: Oppiella nova
Lineage: Eukaryota; Metazoa; Arthropoda; Arachnida; Sarcoptiformes; Oppiidae
Source: the annotation of a GenBank genome assembly
AUGUCAAAUCAAUUGCCCGUCAUCAAUUUAAUGGGACCAACCGCAAGCGGUAAAACUGCUUUGGCAUGUGAACUGUAUGAUCAUGGGAAUUAUGAGCUUAUUUCUGUAGAUUCUGCCUUGGUCUAUAAAGAUAUGGAUAUUGGUACUGCAAAGCCAACCAAAGCGGAGCAGGAGUGUUAUCCGCAUCAUUUGAUUGAUAUUAUUACCCCACUAGAGGUUUAUUCUGCUGCUGAAUUUGUCGAGGAUGCUUGUAGACUGAUUGAUGAUAUCCAUGCACGCGGUAAAACACCUAUUUUAGUUGGCGGUACAAUGCUAUAUUUUAAAGCGUUGCUUGAGGGGCUCUCUACAAAUUUACCAAGUGCUGAUUACGCGAUUCGUGCUGCGAUUGAGUUAAAAGGUGAAAAAUUUAAAGUCAGUGAUAAGCAAAGAAUCAUUCGCGCUUUAGAAGUGUAUAAAAUUACUGGUCGUCCGAUUACUCAACUACAGGCGGAACAACCGAAGAAUCAACCGUACCGAUAUGAUUUUCAUAAUUAUGCUUUAUUGCCUGAUCGCCUAGAGCUGCACAAGAGAAUUGAACUUCGUUUGGAAAAAAUGUGGGAAAUCGGAUUUUUAAAUGAGGUUGAAAAUCUUAUGAAAAAAUACGAUCUCGAAGAAAAUUUACCUUCUUCACGCUCUGUUGGAUACCGACAAGCGAUAGAUUUUUUAAAAAACAGUGAUUUGAGUCAAGAAAGUGAGCGUCAAAUGAAGGAUAAAGCACUAUUUGCGACACGACAAUUAGCAAAACGUCAAUACACAUGGUUACGAUCUUUGCAAGAAACACACUCUUUUCAAACUUUUUUUACGAUAAACCAAGCACAAGAAGACUUGCGAAACUUAUACGGAUAA